Molecule: messenger RNA, 5751 nt
Organism: Magnusiomyces paraingens
Lineage: Eukaryota; Fungi; Ascomycota; Dipodascomycetes; Dipodascales; Dipodascaceae
Exons: 4
Coding region: 1-5751 (1916 amino acids)
Biological process (GO): DNA integration
Molecular function (GO): zinc ion binding; nucleic acid binding
Source: RefSeq, a predicted model, not a curated record
AUGACUUCCCGUGUCACAGUUCAACAGGUUAUGGGCCGCACUUCGGCUUAUAUUAAUCUUACUUCCUCUGAAAAACUCACUCCUCUCAACUAUCAUGUCUGGGCUACCAAAAUUCUUUUGGGUCUUCGUGCUAUGAAUAAUGGUGUCCACCUUUAUGUCGAAGCUGGUACUGUCAAUCCAGCUGCCAAUGAAUCCCUCGAAGACCUCACCGCCUCGCUUGAUACCGUCGUCCAUGAUGUCAUCCUCAACAAUAUUUCUCCUGAGUUGAUCGAACAUGUUAAUGAUGUGGCCAUUAGAGGCCGUGACCUCUGGCUUUACCUUCAUCAGGAGUAUAGUCAACUUCAACCCGCCGAUGUCAUCUCACUUAUGAAAUCCCUUUAUGCUGGCAAUAUUGAUGUUGGUCCAAAGUUUGUUUCUUCUGUUCGCUCUUAUGUUGCUACCUGGCGUUCCAUCUACCAAUCAUUGUCGCCUGAUUCGGUCGUGGCCUUCAACGCUUUGGCUUCAAUGGGUCCCAAUUGUGAGCGCUUCAUCCAGUAUGCCUUGGAGCACCGCUUUGAUAGUAACAACAAUACUGACAACCUUGAUAUUAACAACUUCAUCCGGAACACUGAUAAAUGGGCCAAGUUGUUGAAGAUUACUGGACCCCCUGCUACUCUUUCGACUGAAGCGUUCGUUGCUUCAUCAAAGAAGUACAAUAACAAAUCUAAGGGUGAUGGUAUCAAAUGUUUCCGUUGUAAGAGGCGUGGUCAUACUUCCAACAAUUGUCAUGUCUCUUGGGAAGAGGUUCAGGCUGCUCGCCAAGAUAAUAAGGAUGACAAGGAAUCUAAGGAGGCUAAAACCUCAAGAGGUUGGUUUGCUGAGACUAUUGAUGAAUUUUCUGAGAUAGUUGAUGAUGAUCCAUUUGUGAGUUCCGCUUUUGUGUCCGAGACAUCUAUUGUUUCUGAAAAGUUUGGUAACAGUUGCUCCGAGUCGUUUGAUGAUUUGGAAUCCGAACUUUUUGAUUCUUCUGAGCCGUGUGUCGGCGAUGAAGAUUGUUUUGUUGGUCAAGUUUCUGAGUAUUGUUCAAACUCAGGACUUGAUAUUGAUUCAGUUGGUAAACCGUUUGUUGGUUCCACUGAUGAUUCUUGUUUUAUUUCUGAACCGUAUGUCGGUUCUACUGUUGUUUGUUUGGAGUCUGAACCGUGUGUCAGUUCAGCUCCUAUUUGUUUUGAUUCUGAAUCGUUGGUCGAUUCGGAUAUUGUUCCUUUUGAUUCUGAACCGUUGGUCGGUUCUUCUUUUAUUUUUUGUUCUGAUUCUAAACCGUUGGUCGGUUCUGAUGAUGAUAUUGUCUUACCUUCUUUUGAUUUUUUGGUGGAUUCAAUUACUGAACCUUCUCCGCCUAUUGUUAAACCUAUUGUUACACCAAAAUCCCGUUUUUCUCCAUUCUUUUACUUAUCUUUUGUUACCAUCAUGUUGUUUUCCUUGAUUUUAAUUGUCGUCUGGCAUCCUUCUUCAAUCUGGGAUUUAAGUCAUUCAGUCCAUCACGUUUUUGUUGCUGAAUCUACUACUUCUGCUGAGGCCAACUUAGUUGUUGGGUCUGAUUCUUUUGACUUUAUCCAUGAUACCGGUGCUACCAGUCACAUUUGCAAUAACAUCUCAUAUUUUUCUUCUCUUCGUCCCACUUCGGCUACCAUUCGUGGUCUUGGUUCUGCUACUGCUGAGGGGGUUGGCGACAUUGUCGUUGAUCUUCUUGGUAAAGAUGACCAGCCUUGUGACCGCGUUGUUCUUCGAGAUGUUUUAUAUGUUCCUAAGAUUCCUCGCAAUCUAUUUGCUGCUCGUCGAGCUACUGCUGGUGGUUGUCGGUUCAUUCAAGACCUUAACCAUAUUUCUGCUGUUGAAAAUGGCAAAACUCGAGUCCAUGCCAUUGCCAUGGGUGACUUGUACUUUUGUCGUUUCCGAGUUGUUUUGCCUUCCAAGCCAGUCCAUGAGGUGUUUGCUGUUGAGUCGUCUGCCAAUCUUUGGCACAAGCGACUUGGUCACGCCAGUGUGGACGUUCUCAAGAAAUUAUCUAAGUCACUUUCUGUCAAGCCUACUCAUUUUGAGGUUGUGGAUAGUCAUAAGUGUGACGCUUGCUUGGGUGGCAAAGCCACAGCAUUGCCAUUUAAUGGUACCACAGAAAAAGCUAGUCGUCCUUUGGAAUUAUUUGUUUCUGAUUUGAGCGGUCCUCAUGUCGCUACCCCUGUGGGUCAUCGUUAUGUCUUAACCAUUAUGGAUUAUUAUUCCAGGUACUCUUAUGUGGAGUUGUUGGUUAGGAAAAGUGAUGCAAGUCUUGCCAUUCGUAACUUUAUUGCUAGGUGUGAAUCUUAUUUUUCUGGUGAUUCUGCUGGUGAUCGAGUUGCAUAUUUUCAUUCUGAUAAUGGCGGCGAAUACAUUUCCAAAGACCUGGAGCAGUUCUUUGUGUCUAAGGGUAUCAAGCAUACUUAUACAGUUCCUCAUACUCCUCAGCAAAAUGGUUCUAUGCUUUUAUAUGCUCAUGCUCCUGAGUAUUUAUGGGGUGAAGCUGUCAAGUCUGCUAAUUAUAUUAGGAACCGUCUUCCUAGUCGUACCACUGGUGGUGUUGCACCUCUCCAACUUUGGACGGGUAAACCUCCUAGUUAUCACCAUAUGAAAGUAUUUGGUUGUCAAGCUACAGUUGUUCUUCCUGGUGCUAAAAGAGAAUCUAAGUUAAGUUCAAAUACUGAAGCUGGUGUUUUUGUUGGGUAUUCUUUGGAUCGUACAGCUUAUCGAGUUCUUCUUGAUUCAAGCAUUGUUGAAGCCAGGAGUGUUUACUUUGAUGAGUCCAAGUUUCCAUUUAUGAAAAGUGAUAAGGACUUGUCUAUUAAUGGUACUGGUGUUGGGUUUAGUGUUGGUUCUGGUUCAGGGUCCAUGUCAGGGCCUUGUUUUGAUUCUAAGGGGUCUGGUUUAGGAUCUAAUGUUAGGGUUAAUUCUAUUGCUAGUUCUGAUUCAAGUUCUGGUUCUAGUUUUGGGUCUCAUAGAUCUUUACCAGCAUCCUCAUCUGGUUCUGGUUCUGGUUCUAUUUGUGCUUUACCGUCUCCGUCUCCGUCUUCUUCUCCGUCUCAUUCUCCGUCGCCGCCUCCUCCUUCUUCUUCUUCUAUUAUUGUUCAUAAGCCUCGUUCUGUUCGUCGCAUUUUGUCUACACCUUCUGCUCCUCUUGAGUCUCCUACUCUUCCUACUCUUCCUUCUAUUCCUUCUGUUCCAUCUCUUCCUAGUUCUCCUAUUCUUCCACCUUCAGAUCAUGAUGUCUCUAUCUCUCCUGACUCAAGUCCUAUUGUUUCUUCUUCGGAAUAUAUUCCUUCACAAUUAGACUUAUCUGAAGCUGGUCCAUCUAUUAAUGAAUCUGAUAUUUCAGGUGAUUCUGGGAUCUCGCAACGAGAGGGUGAUAUUGGGUUUCAACCGUCUAUCAUUGCUUCGUCUCCCACUCCACCACCUUCUGUUGAAUUGGAAGUAGUGCCACUUAGUCAAGAAUCUCCUUCGUCUGAUCUUGUUAAUUCUCUUGACCAAGCUGGUGUUAGUGUUGUCACUAAGGACGAUACUCAAGCUGUUUUGCCUAAAUCUCGAUCUCGUGUUGUUGCUGUUCGUUUACCUUCUAUAACUCCUGCCAAACGCCCGAGUUCUGAUGACAUUGUUUCACCUCCUUCUAAACAUCUUUGUGAAAAUUCUUUGAAACAAUCUCCAGUGUCUGCAACACCUGCAAAACGUCCAGCUGAAGAAGAAUGUAUUUCUUAUCGUCGUCUCAAAUCUCUCCGCUUUGAGUAUGAUGAUGUGGCUUUACUUGUUUUUACAGAUCCUAGUAGUUUUGAAGAAGCUAUGUCUAGUGAAGAAGCUGAGUUUUGGCUUGAAGCCUGUGUUAUUGAAAUGUCGUCUCUUAAACGCAAUGGUACUUGGGAAUUGGUUGAUCUCCCACCUGGUCGCAAGGCUAUCAAUAGCAAAUGGGUAUUUAAAGUUAAGCGCAAAGCUGACGGUUCAAUUGAACGUUACAAAGCUCGUCUCGUGUGUAUUGGAUUUUCGCAAGUUGAAGGUAUUGAUUAUACUGAAACUUUUGCUCCCGUUGUUCGUUACGAGACUGUGAGGAUUGUUCUUGCUAUUGCUGCUCAGUUUGGGUUCCAGGUUCAUCAUAUGGAUGUCGAGACUGCAUUUCUUAAUGGUGAUCUCAAAGAAGAUAUUUAUAUGAGACAACCUAAAGGCUUUGUUGUCAAAGGUCAGGAAUCUAAAGUGUGUCAUUUGAAGAAGUCUUUAUAUGGUUUAAAGCAAGCUCCUUUGUGUUGGAAUGAGAAGAUUCAUGGUGCUCUUGUCAAACUUGGGUUUAUUCGUAAUGAAAGUGACUACGGCGUGUAUACCAAAGGAUCUGGGUCUACCAUGGUCAUUAUUGCACUGUAUGUUGAUGAUUUACUUAUUUCUGGCAAUUCUUCUGAAGUCAUUGCCAAAACCAAGUCUUCUUUGUCAUCUAUGUUUAAGAUGAAAGACUUGGGCCCAGUCGAGCAGUUCCUUGGCAUGAGAGUUAAGCAGUCACCUUACCAUAUUACUGUGGAUGUUUCACGUUAUAUUUUUGACAUGUUGGAGGAGUUUGGUAUGCAGAAUUGUUCAAGUGUCAAGACUCCUUUACCCACUCGUGAUCUUUCUGAUUUUUCCGAGUCUGACUCUGCUACCGAUGCCUCCAUGUAUCGCAGUAUUAUUGGCAAACUGAUUUAUGCUGCUAAUUGUGCUCGUCCUGAUCUUGCUGUUGCUGUUAGUUUUCUUUGUCGAUAUAUGCAGAGUCCUAAGUCUAUUCAUAUGGAAGCUGCUAAGCAUACUCUUCGUUAUCUUAAGGGUACUGCUGAACUUGGUCUUGAAUAUCGAGCUCAGAAAGUCUACAAGCUUGUUGGCUAUAGUGAUGCCGACUAUGCUCAGGACAAGCAGGACCGUAAGUCCUUUACUGGGUAUGUUUUCAUUCUGUCUGGUGGUCCCAUUACUUGGGCCUGUCGAAAGCAAGUUAGUCCUGCAUCGUCCAGCGUCGAGUCUGAGUAUAUGUCAUUGUCUGAUGCGUCUAAGGAAUGCUUCUGGAUUAAUCAGUUGUUGUCUCUUUGCAAGAUUCCUGUUCCGUUGCCAGUGACUAUGUUUGAGGACAAUCAGGGAUGUAUUGCAUUGGCUCAGAACCCAGUGUUUCAUCGUCGCACCAAGCAUAUUGAUGUUCGUUAUCAUGUUGUGCGUCACUAUAUUCGCAGUGGAGUAAUUCAUCUGGAGUAUCUUGAUACUCAAGUGAUGUUGGCAGAUAUGUUCACUAAGAAUCUUGGUCGUGUGAAGUUUGAGACAUUGAGGGGACUACUUGGUAUGAAGGCAGUAGGUGAUUCUGCGACAAGGGGAGGUGUUGAGCAUGCAAUGUUGUCGCAGACUAGUGCAGUUGAUAAUGCACCCGCAUUAGGUUUAAGCCCUUAUUUCAACAAUGAUGAUCCAUUUGUGAGUUCCGCUUUUGUGUCCGAGACAUCUGUUGUUUCUGAAAAGUUUCGUAACAGUUGCUCCGAGUCGUUUGAUGAUUUGGAAUCCGAACUUUUUGAUUCUUCUGAGCCGUGUGUCGGCGAUGAAGAUUGUUUUGUUGGUCAAGUUUCUGAGUAUUGUUCAAACUCAGGACUUGAUAUUGAUUCUGUUGAGCAUGCAAUGUUGUCGCAGACUAGUGCAGUUGAUAAUGCACGUGAGUUUGGGUGGGAAACUAUGGUUGACAAUCUAUGUUUAUUUUAG